This is a messenger RNA of Trifolium pratense (red clover), 1411 nucleotides long. Its product is annotated as chaperone protein dnaJ 50. The transcript has 10 exons. Gene Ontology annotation, biological process: protein folding. The record is from RefSeq and is a predicted model, not a curated record. Lineage: Eukaryota; Viridiplantae; Streptophyta; Magnoliopsida; Fabales; Fabaceae. Gene Ontology annotation, cellular component: endoplasmic reticulum membrane. Bases 248 to 1162 code for a protein of 304 amino acids.
GUUCAAAAUUUUGUACCAAGAAAAUUAAUUAAUUAGAUUAGAAGACCAUGUGAAAACUGAAAAACUUGUCUGGAUAUAAAAACGAAUCGGAAACAGCAAGCAGUACAACAAAUCAAGUCGGAUCUUUUAGCAUCGAAGAUCCGAACUAGAUUCGAAUUUGUGAUUAUAGAGAACAAUCUCUGUUCGGUGUGUUUGGGUGAACUCAGAAAAGACACCGAAUUCAUUCCGGCGAAUCACAUUCAGCAAAAUGGAUCCGCCGCCGGCACAAUUCCGGUGGCACAUAAUUCUCGCGGUGGUUCUCAUUUUAGCCACCAUUUCUCCUUCUAUUGCAAUCUACUGCGACGAAGACGAUUGCUAUGAUCUUCUCGGGGUUACUCAAAGUGCUAAUUCUUCAGAAAUCAAGAAAGCAUACUACAAACUCUCCUUGAAACAUCAUCCAGAUAAAAAUCCUGAUCCGGAAUCGCGAAAGAUUUUCGUUAAAAUCGCCAAUGCUUAUGAGAUUUUAAAGGAUGAGGCUACGCGAGAAAAAUACGAUUAUGCAAUUGCGCAUCCGGAGGAGGUGUUUUAUAAUACCGCGCAAUACUAUCGAGCGUACUAUGGUCACAAGACGGAUCCCCGUGCUGUAUUGGUUGGCCUUCUUCUUAUUCUUUCUGGUUUCCAAUAUCUAAAUCAAACAACAAGGUAUAAUCAGGCUGUGGCCAUGGUGAAGAAGACACCUGCUUAUAAAAAUAAACUAAGGGCGUUGGAACUUGAGCGCAGUGGUGGGAUUACAAAUAAGAAGAAGAGUCAAAAGAAUAAGGACAGAAAAGUGGAGGAAGACCUCAGUAAAGUAGAGGAAGAACUUGAUCUGCAGAUAUCAGGAACCGAAAGGCCCUCCAUAUGGAAACUCGUUGGCAUCCGCUUCAUUCUUUUACCUUAUACUUUAGGAAAGCUGCUGCUAUGGUCUGGCUGUUGGUUUUGGACAUACAGGGUGAAAAAGUGCCCUUAUUCUUGGGAAGAUGCUUCUUAUCUGACACAAAGGUCCCUUGGUCUUCAUGACGACAGAUGGAGAAGUAUAGAUGAUGCAACAAAGGAAGAUCUUGUGCUAAGAUGCUUAUGGGAGAAAUCAAAUAUGGAGAGCUACGUAACAGAGAUGCGGAAAGAAUCAAAGCGGAGAAGAUAGCUGUUAAAGUACCAAAAGAAGUAUUUUUGUUUUAUCUCUCCACAUGGACUGGUGCGAUUUAGGAGAUACUAUGAUACUUUAUAUGAUACUUUAUGAGUCUUGUCCGACUCAAAGUCGGCAUGUUUUUGAUUUAGAUGUAGCUGAAUCUACUAUGUCCAUGCUAGUUGCUUUGUAAUUCUUUUUUGGGACUUAGUCCCUCCAUUAUAUAAAAAAAAACAUAUAUAAUGAAACAUCCCGAUUUUCGUAACA